This is a messenger RNA of Heterocephalus glaber (naked mole-rat), 1340 nucleotides long. It is a transcript of the gene Ncf4, whose product is annotated as neutrophil cytosolic factor 4. Gene Ontology annotation, cellular component: cytoplasm; NADPH oxidase complex. Lineage: Eukaryota; Metazoa; Chordata; Mammalia; Rodentia; Bathyergidae. The record is from RefSeq and is a predicted model, not a curated record. Gene Ontology annotation, biological process: superoxide anion generation; phagocytosis; respiratory burst. Gene Ontology annotation, molecular function: protein binding; phosphatidylinositol binding; superoxide-generating NADPH oxidase activator activity.
CAGGCCCAGGGUGGCUGAAGAGGAGCUCGGGUUGACUGGGGAGGAGGAGCCUGAGCCAGGGCCACAGGAGGCGGGGUGGGGCCUCCCCAAGGCAGCUCCUGGAGACUGCUAGGACCACAGGCCACGGCCAGACACAGGGAGGCUGGAGGAAGUGAGAGGUGACUUCCUGGACCACCCAUUGCCAUGGCCCUGGCCCAGCAGCUGCGGGCAGAGAGCGACUUCGAGCAGCUUCCAGAUGACGUGGCCAUAUCAGCCAACAUCGCCGACAUUGAGGAGAAGAGGGGCUUCACCAGCCACUUUGUUUUUGUCAUCGAGGUCAAGACAAAAGGAGGAUCCAAGUACCUCAUCUACCGACGCUACCGCCAGUUCUACGCCCUGCAGAGCAAGCUGGAGGAGCGCUAUGGGCCUGAGAACAAGAGCAGCCCAACCACCUGCAGCCUGCCGGUGCUCCCAGCCAAAGUCUACAUGGGCGUGAAGCAGGAGAUAGCAGAGAUGCGGAUUCCGGCCCUCAAUGCCUACAUGAAGAACCUCCUCAGUCUGCCAGUCUGGGUGCUGAUGGACGCCGACAUCAGGAUCUUCUUUUACCAGUCGCCCUACGACUCGGAGCAGGUGCCGCAGGCACUCCGCCGGCUCCGCCCUCGCACCCGGAAAGUCAAGAACAUGUCCCCACAAGGCACCAGCUUUGACCACCUGGCAGCUCCGCGUGCAGAGGCCCUGUUCGAUUUCACUGGAAACAGCAAACUGGAGCUGAAUUUCAAAGCUGGAGAUGUGAUAUUCCUUCUCAGUCGGGUCAACAAAGACUGGCUGGAGGGCACUGCCAAGGGAGCCACAGGCAUCUUCCCAGUCUCCUUUGUGAAGAUCCUCAAGGACUUUCCUGAGGAGGACGACCCCACCAACUGGCUGCGCUGCUACUACUAUGAAGACACGAUCAGCACCAUCAAGGACAUCGCAGUGGAGGAGGACCUCAACAGCACUCCACUGUUCAAAGACCUGCUGGAGCUGAUGAGGCGGGAGUUCCAGAGGGAAGACAUCGCCCUCAAUUACCGGGAUGCAGAGGGGGACCUGGUUCGGCUGCUGUCAGAUGAGGACGUGGGGCUCAUGGUGAGGCAGGCACAAGGCAUUCCCACCCAGAAGCGUCUCUUCUCCUGGAAGCUGCAUGUCACCCAGCAGGACAACUACAGUGUCUACAACACGAUGCCCUGAGCCAUUUGGAGAUGAGGACCUUUUGAAGGGGGGGACUAGGAAGACUUCCAGGUUCAGAGGCUAUGGAUCCCCUGGGCUUGAUUGUGGGUUGUCUGUUUCUACACUUAUCUCUGAAUUAAAUAAACCUUUUCAUCUCA